GACUAUAGUGUGUAUCGGCCUCACAGGUCAACUAGCUUUCCUGGAGAGUACUUUUUAUCUGAAAAUCUAAAUUUUUAUCAUUUAGUCAAGUUUCAAGAAUGGCUCUCUUGAUUAAAAUCAUCAGUGCGACAAACGUUCCCGAUAUAGAGACAUUGGGGAAAACAGAUCCAUUUGUUGUCUGCGAAUUUAGAGGCUGUAAAGAUAAAACAUCAGUGAAAGAAAAUGAUUUAAACCCUGUUUGGAAUGAGAAUGUUCGCCUUGAAGUUGUACCAGGUCCGCUGAAAAGCAAUGAAAACAUUACGAUAAAAUUAAUGGAUCAUGAAAAGAUUGGCAGAAAUAGAUUAGUUUGCCAAACAAAGUUGGCAGUGAAUGCUUUGAUGCAGAAUCCGAAACUUGAAAGAAAUUUGUUAAUGAUGGAUAAAAAAAACAGAAAAACAGAUUGCUCGGUAUCAAUUCAAAUACUUUAUGAAGCGCCAAUAUCAGCUGAGAAGAAUAUUGAAAAUAAUGAAACAGGCGACGUUGUUGACUCUAGACAAGAGGAAGAUAAUGAACUGGCAGAUGAAAAUGACACAAUCGAAUACGACUCACGAGCUGAUAUGAAUAAUAGUAUCACCAAAAGAAAAAAACCAAAAAGUAGAAAAAUUCGAGGCCGCUUGUCAAAUAAAUCUCAAGACUUUCAGAUUCGGAUUAAAAUUAUUGAAGGACGUCAACUACAAGGAGGAAACAUUGACCCAGUAACCAGAAUUACCUGUUUUCAACAAACGAAACAAACAAGAAUAAAGAAGUCUACAAACUCACCAUUUUGGAAUGAAGUAUUUUUUUUCAAUUUCUUUUGUUCGCCCGGAGAGUUGUUCGAUGAAAUAUUAGACUUCCAAGUUUUUCAUUCUAAAAAGUUACGAUCAGACUCUCUUAUCGGAAACUUUAAGUGUGACAUAGGAAUGAUUUAUGAAGCCCAAGAUCACUCUCUUAUAAAUAAAUGGUUACUUCUUAGCAACCCUGAAGAUCUAAAUUCAGGGGCCAGCGGUUAUAUUAAAAUUUGUGCAACUGUUCUUGGACCAGGUGAUACUGCACCAAAUUUUGAUCUAAAUAAUGAUGAAGAAGAUAUUGAGUCAAAUUUAUUAAAACCGUCUGGAGUGCAUUUGCGACCGGCAAAGUUUACCUUAAAUUUAUACCGAUGCGAAGAUUUACCAAUAAUGGAUUGUGAUUUGGUUGGAGACGUAAAGAAAUUUUUUGGCUCAAAACAAAAAAAAGGAGGUAGAGUCGAUCCAUAUUUUGUUUUUUCUUUUGCCGGAUCAGAAGUUAGGGAUCGUCUAUCUGACGAAGACACAAUUUGUACAACAUUCCUAAGAUUAUCAGAUAUUUCAAAGCUGGGAGAUCUUUAUGGUUUUCUGCCAACGUUUGGGCCUUCAUUUGUUAAUUUUUAUGGAUCACCUAGAGAAUUCAGUUGUCUUGGAAAUAAAUAUGAUUACAUGAACGAUGGAAAAGGCGAAGGAGUCUGCUUUAGAGGGAGAGCUCUUCUUGAGUUAAAAAUGGCAAUUGAAGAGAGUCCAGACGUUCCAUCGCAAGAAAUUUCCCAAGAGAGCUUGUACAAUGUUGAAAAAUUUAUGGCUCGUCGGAAGUUUAAGCUCAAUGCCAUAUUUUAUAAUGCUUCCCUGAUAUAUAUCGAUGAUGCUCCAGUGGAAUUCGAAGUUUCAAUAGGAAAUUACGGAAACAAAUUAGAUGAAACUGUACCACCAAGUGCAUCAACAACACAAAUAACAAAUCCUGUUUUUGAUGGAUCUUAUUACCACUUUCUUCCUUGGAGUAGUACAAAACCAUGUGUUUCCGUAGACUGUCAUUGGGAAGAUAUUUCUUUCCGAUUGGAAAGCCUUAAUUCCAUUCUUAAGACAUUGCAUAACCUAGAGUCAAACCUCGAACAGAUUAGAAGAGCUUUUAAAGCUAAACUAAGUGAAAGAGAGCUUGCACAGUUGAUAAUAAUAACCCUUGAUAGAGUUAUUCUUGAUUGUCAAAAGCCCUUACCAGACAUAAUAAAAGGACAGACAGUAGAAAACAACUUGGAUCGUGAAAUACGAAUUCACAGACAGAGAGUAUUGACAGAUGUUAGAGAACAGGCUAUUACCCUAAGAAAGACGGCAGAUAAUCCAGAACAAGCAAUCAGCGAACUUGAGGACUAUUUUGAACAACUUAAAAAUAUAGCCUUAGAACCUCAAAGUAGUAUUCCUGAUAUUAUUAUAUGGAUGAUAUCAGAUAAUGAGCGAAAAGCCUUUUGCCGAAUUCCGCCCAACGACAUAUUUUUCUCUCCUAACCCAGAUUAUAGAGGAAAAUAUUGUAAUAAUUUAGAAACAAUUCAUUUAAAAUUUCCUGGUGAGAAAAUGGAGAAUGAAAAGCGAUUUGAAAUACCAGCUCAACUUAGGUUAAAGUUGUGGUUUGGUUUGGCUAGAUAUGAAAGUUCCUGGACUGACAAUCAAGACGGUGAAAUAUCACUUUUUGCAGAAACUUAUGAAAAUCAAGUAAAAAUAAUGAAUACAUGGUCUGGAAAAUUUUCAACUCGCCCAUCAUUUUCUGAUAACAACGGGAAAGUAAAGCUAAAAAAGGAUGAUUUUAUAGUGUCUGAUGGUUGGUCAUGGGUUGGUGACUGGUACAUAAGUCCAGAGCUAAGUAUGCUUUAUGAUAAAGACUCUGGCCACAAAAGUUAUAUUGAAGAAGUUUAUGAAUUACAAUCGAGAACUAUUGGGGGUAAAUGGAGCCCUGACCAAAACAGUCCUUGGAUCGAUGUGAAAGGAGAUAAAGCUGAAGGAAAAGAAGAUGUCGUCCUAUCUGACGGUUGGGAAUGGAAAAAUCAAUGGAGCAUAGACAAAAACAAAGCAGUGGAUGAUGAUGGUUGGGAAUACAGCAUUGAGAUAUCUAUAGGUGGCUGGGGACCAGUGGAAAAAAUGUAUCAUCUAUGCAGAAGACGAAGAUGGAUGAGAACUCGUGCAUUCAGUAAAACACAUACUCAGUCUAAAACUGAAAAAGCGAAAGUAGAUUCUGAAGGAUGGGAAUAUGCACCUACGUUUACUAUGAAAUUUCAUCAUGUAGAAAGGAAGCUAGACAUGGUUAGAAGACGACGGUGGCACAGACAACUCAAAAAUUCCAAAAACGAUAAACCCUGCAUAUUUUCAUUUAAAAGCGAUGAGGAAAAGAAAUCAAAAGAAAAACUGGCAGCACCAAGAAUGUUUUUAAAUUGCAAAGAUCCAUUUGCUCGUGUUUCUUUCAUGAAUUAUUCCGAUGAAACUAAAAAACUGGAGAAAACUCUUUGCCCAACUUGGGAUCAAACAAUUAUAUUUGACAACAUAAUAAUUCAUGGUCAUCCAAGUCAAAUAAAUAAUAAACCACCUUUAAUAGCAAUAGAAUUCUUCGAUAAUGAUCUGAUAGGGUCUCCUGAAUUUCUCGGUAGAUCAAUGGCGACACCUCAAGUUAAAUUAAAAGUUGACGAGAGCUAUGAACCAGUGUCUUUACAAUGGUUCGACAUAAGAAAAGGCAAUCAAGAUGGGGAGUUAAAGGGUCUUUCGCAGAUGGAUGGAAAUAUACUACCCAGUACUCCACCAAAAAUGGGCGACAUUUACACUGUUCCCCCUGAAGUUCGUCCAGAGCUUCAACGUACUGGUAUUGAAAUAUUAUGUUUGGGUUUGAGAAAUAUGAAAAAAUAUCAGUUUUCAAACGUAACCUCUCCAUCUAUUGAAUUUGAAAUUGGUGGACAUGUUCAAAAGUCACCAGUGAUAAAAAAUAUUAAAAAAAACCCGAAUUUUCAAGAGUGCACGAUAUUUUUCGAUAUAAUGCUUCCAAAAGAAGAGUUAUAUCUACCGCCUUUGAAUAUAAUUGUUCGAGAUAAUAGGCAAUUUGGAAGAAAGCCAAGAGUAGGAAUGCAUACGGUUUCUUCUUUUGAGAAAUAUCAAAGAAAGUAUCAGAAUGAUCAAAACCUUUCUGAUAUAAAUGAUGAGGAAAGUGCUGUUUCCGACGAUUCUGAAACGAUUAUCGUUGGUAUGACCGGUAUACUUAACACUGCUAUGGAUACAAUUGAUCAACCAAAACUAUAUUCAAAAAAACAACCAUUACUGUCAGCAUCCUUUGAAGAAAAUAUAGCAUCAUUAAAUGUACAUAAAGAAAAACAAACUUCCGAUGAUGAUCAAUCUUUGAACAAAAACGAGGUUCAACUGCAUUCUCUAUUUUUUGAUAAACUUUCCAAAAAUAUAGUUAUCUUGCAGUAUUUCGAUUUAUGGGAAGAAAAUAUAGACUGGUGGUCGAAGUACUAUGCUUCUCUUGGUGACUUGAAAAAAGCAAAACAUUACUUGGAUUUAGGUUACAGUACCAUUGAAAUAUAUACUACCGAAUUGGAGAAAGUUCCUAUGUUUGAAAAGUUUACUGACUAUUGUGACACUUUUAAUUUGCAACAUGGCAAAAAUCUAGACGAAGAAAGCAGUACAGCUGGGCAAUUUAAAGGAAAUAUUUUUGUGUAUCCAUUACCAAGUAAUCCAAAUGAAGAGAUACCAGAGAAAGUUCUAAGCAAUGUUCCCGAUUUUAGCCCGAAAGAAUACUUAAUACGAAUUUAUGUAAUUAAGGCAUUUGAUCUUCAACCUAAAGACUCAAAUGGAAUGGCUGACCCAUAUAUAUCCAUAAAAAUUGGAAAAAAGAAAGUCAAUAACAGAGAUUCCUUUAUUCCAAAUUCUGUUAAUCCUACUUUUGGCUGUCUUUUUGAAUUAAAAGCAAAUAUACCAGUUGAAAAAGAUGUUAUUAUCAAAGUGAAAGAUUUUGAUUUAGUUUCAAAUGACGACGUUAUUGGAGAAACAACAAUUGAUUUAGAGAAUCGACUUUUGAGCAAAUACAAGACAACUGUAGGUCUCGCUAAGACCUACUGCACGUCUGGUCCAAACCAAUGGAGAGAUUCUCUGAAACCUACUGAUAUACUUAAAAGCUAUUGCAUUUCAGCAGGCUUAAAUGAUCCUUUGUUUUCAAAUUCGAUUGAUAAUCCAACAGUUGAAAUCGGACAUAGCACUUUCCAAUUAGGAAAUUUUGAGAAUUCUAUGAUCCUUCAUAAGCAUUUAGGACCACCUAAAGAACGAUUAGCUCUUCACUUGCUACAUUUUUUGGCUGAGAAAAAGAAGUUUUUUUUCGUCCCCGAACAUGUUGAAACCAGAUCCUUAUAUUGUCCACUUCAACCCGGUAUUGAACAAGGCAAAUUACAACUUUUUGUUGAUAUGUUUCCCCUUGAUAAUGGAGUACCUCCAGCAUUAGACAUUACAUCACGCAAACCAAAAAAAUUUGAAAUAAGAGUUGUAAUUUGGAACACGAAAGAGGUUGUAUUAGACGAAACAUCUAUAACUGGUGAAAAAAUGAGCGACAUUUAUGUCAAAGGAUGGAUAAAAGAUAUUGAUGAUAAGCAAUCGACCGAUGUUCAUUACCGAUCAUUGGACGGAGAAGGAAACUUCAACUGGAGAAUGGUUUUUCCUUUCGAUUACAUGCCGGCUGAAGAGCUUGUGUGUGUUAAAAAGAAAGAUCACUUUUGGAGUUUAAACGAAUCAGAAAUUAUGGUUCCCCCAACUCUUAUUCUUCAGGUCUGGGAUAAUGAUAAUUUUAGUAGCGAUGACUUUUUAGGAACACUAGAGCUAAAUUUGAAUGACAUGAUAAAGCCAGCAAAAUCACAACGUAAAUGUAAUAUUGGGCAAUUGAAAACGCAAAAUGAUGUAGAAAAACAACAAAAAAGAAUUUCACUUUUCGAGCAAAAGCGUUUAUCCGGCUUUUGGCCAGUAUAUAAUGAAAAAGAUGGUAAAAAGUCACUGUCUGGAAAAAUCGAAAUGCAGAUAGAACUCUUAUCAGAAAAGGAAUUUCAAGAUUGUCCUGCUGGUCGUGGUCAGGACGAACCGAAUCAAAGGCCUAAGCUUGAAAAGCCCAAUCGACCAGCUACAUCAUUUUUAUGGUUUACUUCACCUUGGAAAUCUUUAAAGCAUAUAAUAUGGAAAAGUUACAAGUGGGUGCUUCAGUUAAUUCUCUAUUCAAUUAAAUCUUUAUGA
Dimorphilus gyrociliatus is the source of this 6047-nucleotide messenger RNA. The record is from the annotation of a GenBank genome assembly. Lineage: Eukaryota; Metazoa; Annelida; Polychaeta; Dinophilidae.